AUGUCGGGCUGGCGUCACAGUAUCGGCACCUUCGACGCGAUGGACAAGGUUACCUCGAAAUUCGGGGAAUACGUCAUAGCCCAGAGUCCAAAGCACGGACAGGCGGCCGAAUUUGUCAAAAUGUUGCAACAAUAUGAGAUUUCCAUCGUCGUCCAACUGACGCCCCAAAAAGACGGCUCCUACGGCUGGUUCGACUCGAAGGUCGGGGGGAAGAAAAAGCUCCGAGGCCGGUACGUCGUCGUAACGGUCUCCUUGAGCGAGCAGCCGACCUCGUCCCACUACGAGCUACACCUAUCCACCAUUCUGCCAGAGGAGAAGACGAUUGAGAGGACUGUUUAUGCCGUGCACUACCAUCGAUGGCAGGAAUACUCAGAAGAGAACUCACGAUGCACCGGCCAAAUUCUGAAGGAAAUUUUCACGAUUCUGCUGCGGAGCAAGAUCAAGGGGAACACCCCAGUUUUGGUGCACGGCGGAGGGGCUCGAACGUGUGCGUCUUUCGUGUUGAUGUCGAUGGUUUGUCGACAGCUCCGCCAAAACGGCGCGAACACGCUGACCGCGUGCAUCGACCUGGUGAGGAAGUACAAGAACGUCGUCACCAAGAAUAAUGACCAAUUUGCUGCCGUCUUGCAGGGGAUUCUUCAAUUCGCCGUUGACGAUGAUAUCGUACAAAAAAACAGCAAAAGCUAUCAGCAGGCAUGCAAGCUCGUCCAUGAAUGCACCACCACUCGGCCCACCUACCCCAUUGAUAAAAGUGACGCGUCAAUUGUAUUUUUG
This is a messenger RNA of Mesorhabditis spiculigera, 774 nucleotides long. NCBI's taxonomy places the organism in Eukaryota, Metazoa, Nematoda, Chromadorea, Rhabditida, Rhabditidae. The record is from the annotation of a GenBank genome assembly.